Caenorhabditis sp. 36 PRJEB53466 is the source of this 946-nucleotide messenger RNA. The record is from the annotation of a GenBank genome assembly. Lineage: Eukaryota; Metazoa; Nematoda; Chromadorea; Rhabditida; Rhabditidae.
AUGUUCCGAUUCAGAAGAGCUCUGAUGGCCGACGUCGCUCCUCCUCCACCUCCACCUCCACCUCCACCACCACCAGGUCCACCAGGUCCUCCUCCUCCUUCUGGUCCUCCUGAUGUUCCUAUCCUUAUUGUACCGGGGAUCAGCGCAUACGACAUGUACAAAAAAGAAAUAAUAUCGAAGCUGUUGUCUGGAGAGACGCCUUUGGCCCAAGCGGUAACCGUCACAAUUAUCUUAUCUGCUCCACCGCACUCUCCUUCAGCACGACACUCUUUCCGCUGCCAUUCAUCCACCUCCCUUUUCGUUCAUCUACAGAGCCGCGGUGGCGCUCAUGGAGCGACGUUACGGGAACGUCUACGAUAUCCUGCGUGACUUCGCAAGGUUCAGGGGAUUCGACUUCGCGCUGGCACAGAUUAUGCUUCAAACCGCGAACGACUGCAUAGCGGUGGACAGGGUGAGUGAAAAGUGGAAAAGAGGGGUCGAGAAGGCAAUAAUGAAACUAAAUUUCAGAACUUACGGAGACUCGUACAGUUGGCACCUCCGUUUCAAAUGUUCCCGAAGAGCACUGCUCAAGAACUGACCACUCCUGCUCCUCUCAACCUCUCGACCAAUUUUCCUUCUAAUUCCAACCCGGAACCGUCGCGUCCAAGUCGACAGCAUCGAAAAUGGGCGGUCAGAAACGAACACUUCCGACUCCAUCUUCAAUCCUUUCUUACAGAAACCGGUUUAUCGUCCUUUGAAACGGUUCUUCCAAAUGCGCAAUGGAAAUAUCACAAACGAAGAUUGCCGCGAGCUCGCCGCUCAGUUUAAUAUUAAUUGGAUAGAGCUGAGAACGUACUUUCGAAGAAAAAGGUUUGCUUUUGCAAAUUUGAACCGGAGGGGAAUGCAUUUCAUGUUUUUCAGCACUUACAAGAGAAAACAACUCAAGAAAAAUGAAGAGAAGAAAUGA